Molecule: messenger RNA, 2530 nt
Organism: Schistosoma rodhaini
Lineage: Eukaryota; Metazoa; Platyhelminthes; Trematoda; Strigeidida; Schistosomatidae
Source: the annotation of a GenBank genome assembly
UCCUAUUAUGGGACUCCUCAGCAUUGGUAUACGGUAAUAUGUAAAUGGUAAUCUUCCAUAUUGAGCAUGUACUAAGUCAACUGUUCAGCAGUUUUGUCUCUCUUAAAUUUACUCAUUUAGAACUUCAGCUUCAAUUGUAUGAUUAAACUAUCAUGAAAAUUCCGUGAAAACAUUAUCAUUGAAGUAGUCCAUCAUACAUUCGUAAUUAUCAGGGUACAUUACCUAUUUGGUAAUAAAAGCAGUUCUGACAGUUGACUUGGAUUUAAAAUUGAUUUUGAUGAUGUUGUUUUUACGCUUUUACAAAAUGGAUCUGGGAUGUGCUUGGGAUAUUGACAUCGAUUUAUUUUUCUUGAAGAGUUGAAAAUUAAUUGCAAAAAAAUGAUUGAACUUACUCGUCAUCAGAAAAUUUAUUGUGUCAUCCUUGUCUGACGUUAAUUUAUAUGAGCUCCACUAGUUAUUUCAAUAAGAAAACCCGGAGUGAGUAGGAAGCUUCUGUUGGCUAACCUAAAUCGAGAUUAUAUACACAGGCUCAUUCAUAAACAUAUAUCUGUCUCCUUCAGAAAAUCGAGCUAGAGUUUCAACCAGUACCGUUUCAUCGGUUUCCUCAGAAAGCUAAGUCAAUUCAUGAUCAGUAGCGUGUGCUCAUCAGUAUAUACCUCUUAUCAUUCGGUCUACAACUGAUAUGUCUGAUUGAUCUAGACAAUCAAUUAUAAAAAGGCUUAAAAAUUAUUAAAUAGUGGAAAAUACGGACCAAAAGAUCAAAUUGUGGGUGAAUACAUUGGAAUUCGUACACCUUAUACAGGGAUGAAAUGUUUUUUUCACAAAUUGGAUUUUGAACGAACGUUGAGUAAAUGUCUGUUGGAAUGUUGUACAAUCCAUGAUGGGAGCUCCAUAAUGUAAUGGGAUCAUUUUGUUUCAAUAUAACAUACCAAAAAUCCUUUGAAUUAGUGCUUUUCUAGUUGAUUACUUAAUAAUUGCUGUAAAACAGUCUAUAUAACAAAGGAUAAUUUGACCCAGAAUAAUCUAGCAUUCUGAGACAAAUUAUUCUUUUCUUCAUUAAUAAAAAAUACAGGUAAUGUGAAGACUAUUAACAUCACAAACAGACUUAUGAUAAGGAGUGAAAACCACGAAGCACUAAAGAGCUAUUUCGUUUUAGUAUAGGAUGCGACAAUACAUAUUCACCACUCGAACGGAAAUCAAACUCACGGCCUUUGAUUACUCUUAUGAAUUCUAAAAUUAAAGAUCGAUAAACCGGAAUCUGAUGGUGUAUAUGUCUGACUUUAGUCAUUUCAUGGUAUUGCAUGUCCACCUUACAUUAUCCUCGUUAAUUCGACAAAAUGAUUUCCUUAUUGAAUUUAAUGAAUCCUGGCCAUUAAAAAGUGUGGACAACUAUUUAGGAGUGGUAUCCUCCAUUAAAGCAACGGAUCAGUUAGCUUCAAAUGUUUACGUUUUACAUCGUGGUAAUCGAGUAUGGGAUGAAAAUACAUUUGAUGAUCAAAAUAAUUAUCGUCUCAAUAAGUCUGAACCUAUACAAAAAGGAGUUUUAGUACAAAUUUUUAAUGGAGAGAUUAAAAAAACUUAUUUUCCUUUCAAAUUCUUUCUUCCUCAUGGACUUACAAUAGAUCCAAAUGGAAAUUUCUGGAUUACAGAUGUAGCUUUGCAUCAAGUUUUUAAGUUCUCGUCAAAUUUAUCUAGUGAACCGCUAUUAACACUUGGUGAACGCUUUAAACCUGGUUCAAGCAAAAAUCAAUUUUGUAAACCAACAGACGUAGUAGUUUCUUCGAAUGGACAAGUCUUUAUCUCUGAUGGGUACUGUAAUAAUCGCAUUAUGAAAUUUAAUGAAAAGGGAGAGUUUCUAAAAUCUUGGGGUUACGAAACUAAAGAUCCAAAAUCCCCAGGACCAUAUGAUUUAAAUCUCCCACAUCAGAUAUCUUUAUUAGAAGAAGAAGAUGCAAUAUGUGUGGCUGACAGAGAAAACAAACGUAUUGUAUGCUACACAGCUGGUUUAUAUUCGACAACACCAGAUAGUACCGGUGAAUAUCUAUUUGAGUACAAGCAACCAGAGAAGAGACCAAUCUAUGGCGUUGCCAUUGAACCGUCAACACGACUAAUAUUCGCUCUUGUUGGCUCUACAUUUAAUGAGGAUAAUUCAAAAGUGGAAAUUAUUGAUUUCAAUUCACAAGAGUUAAUUGGUGAAAUCAGAAAUGAAUGGAAAACAGGAUUCGGUGAUGUGCAUUCUAUAGCAACAUGUCCAUACAACCGAGGAACAACUUGUGUACUAUUCUGUAAUACAAAUUUACCAUCACAACUAAACCAACCGGUAUCAUCAAAUCAAACUCAAAGAACUAAAAGCAUAUCUAAAUAUCAAGAAGAUUUCAAUGAAGAAGAACAACUUGAACGACAUUUAUGGCUUUAUCAUUUACGAUUUAACUCUGAAUACGAUUAUUAGAUAAUGGAGAAUCAUAUUAUCAAUCUUAAUAUUGGAAUAGUAAUGAUAGUCAACACAAAUACAUGGUUUAAACGAAUUACU